Messenger RNA from Exserohilum turcica Et28A, 456 nucleotides. RefSeq lists its product as uncharacterized. The transcript has a single exon. The annotation marks the transcript as partial. The record is from RefSeq and is a predicted model, not a curated record. Lineage: Eukaryota; Fungi; Ascomycota; Dothideomycetes; Pleosporales; Pleosporaceae.
CUUAAUGCCGUGCAAGAUAAUCUUGCGACUCACCGCCUAGGGUUUUCGUUUUUAACACACCUAGCCAAUAAACUCCAAAGAUCUUUUCAGGCUAUAAGCAGACUUGCAUUCUUAGAGCAAGGCGGGUUUUUAUUAGAGACACGAAGAGGGAGAGCCAAACUAAAACAGUACCUUCAAAAAAGCGACCAGUUUAUUUGUCUACUCUAUGCGGCAAUGCACAUGACGAACGGCAUGCUAGCACGCGGAGAAGAGUUUAGGGUGUUACGCUGGGCUGACACAGUUUCUGUGCGGCGAAAUAUCUUCGUCUACAAAGGAAAGGUGAUUCUUGUUUUUUCGUACAACAAAGCAAACACCAACACCAAUAAUUCCUUUUAUAUCGUGCGGUCUCCCUGCCCCAUAGUACAGAGGAUCCUUUACGUGUACCUCGUGUAUAUCCGCCCGUUCCGCAGCCUUAUU